Molecule: messenger RNA, 927 nt
Organism: Naegleria lovaniensis
Lineage: Eukaryota; Heterolobosea; Eutetramitea; Acrasida; Naegleriidae
Exons: 1
Coding region: 1-927 (308 amino acids)
Cellular component (GO): nucleus
Source: RefSeq, a predicted model, not a curated record
AUGAGAUUCGAUUUUUCUGCAUCGGAGAGUAAGCACGCUUCCGACCACAACAAAGGGAGCGAUGGAGUUUUUGAUGAUCACCAUGAUGAUCAUGUGUACAAUAUUAAAUUGAAUUCAUACGAAGUGCAAUUAUCGAGAGAGGAAUUUUUGAAAUAUACAUGGCAAGAUGUGAUUGAUGAAUUUAUUUUGAAAUUAACGAAUGAUGAUGAAAGUCUCAUCAAUCCGUCAUCGGACUAUCAUCCUGUUAUGAUUACCGAAAAUUGCACCCAUUCACAACAGCAAGAUGAUUCAACUUUGGAGGCUUUGCUUUUUUCAUCCUCCUUUUAUUUGGCACAUCAAGCAUACAAACCACUCCGUUUGAAUGUUCUAAUUGCUCACUAUUUUAACUCUACACUUCCUUAUUCUCAUCCUAUAGAAUUGAGAAGCAAUUAUUCGGAUGGUAUAUUUGGACUUGUUGGUGGUAAGGGAGGAUUCGGAAGUUUGCUCAGACAAUCCAAAUCAAAGAAGAAGACCACCAACUUUAGUGCCAUGAGAGAUUUGAGUGGAAGAAGAUUUAGACAUGUCACCAACCAAAUCAAUUUGAAGCAAUGGAAUGAAUUGGUGGAAAAACGUAAGCAACAGAUUAAAGAAAAACGUGCCAAGGAGCGAGAAGAAAAACGAGAGAGAGCUAGGGAACAAAUUACCUUGCAACGCGAAAUAAUUCGUGAAAAAGAGGAGCAAGUGGCGUGUGCUGUCAAGGCUGGACUUGAAAUGGCGUUUAAGAAUGGAAAUAAUGGACCAAAUGUGGUUGGUGCUAGUUCUGGUUCCUCUCCGUCGUCAUCCGCGAAUAGUAGUAGCUCAUCCAAUGACAAAACAAAAACCAAUCCAUCCACCAAGAGAAAGUCAAAAUUCGACCAUCAUUUAAGUGACGAAGAAGAUGAAGAAUAA